UGKAACAGRCUGGUUGAACAGCACAAUCUUUAYUUGCAGUCCAGUAGAUUACAGYCAAACCAGUUGUGGCCUUCUGUGCCAAGUGGAAACCAGAAAAGACAGCGAGGCGGAGGAGAACAGGCCUUUUUAAAGGUUAACAUGCAGUCCCAACAGAUGCACGUUUGUCACGGUGUAUCUGAAGCAUUCCUUUCCUAACAUGGGAACUUGUGCCGAGCUCUCAGCUGGUGUAAGCCUUGUCUUAAAAGGGAAACAGGACAUGAUGCCUUCUGAGAAAAGGCCUCAACUUGAGACACUUCAGUACUYAAAUGCACCAUGAYGUCAUCACCUCCUCCUCACUGAGCAGGAAUCAGGUGUGAAGACCUGACCCACAUGGAGACUGGCUGCACCUGAAACCACCUGAAACCAGGUUCCUCUCAGAGGGACUGAGAGCAGAAGAUGGAGGGAUGGAUGGAGGAAGUGGACGACAGGGUCACCUGGCUGUCCAUGAGUGAUGUUCCUAAACAGAGACCUCCAGACUUCAGUCCUGAACCUGGACCCUCAGACACAAAAGCUGCUGAUGCUAGACUCUCAGAGACUCGUUGUAAAGUUGUGUCCUCAGCUCUGAAGUCCAACCCCUCCACACUGACACAUCUGGACCUGAGCUGGAACAAACUGUCUGACGAUGGAGUGCAGCACCUGUGUUCUGGACUGGAGAGUCCAAACUGCAGACUGGAGGUUCUGAGAUUGGAGGGUUGCAAUUUAUCAGAGAUCAGUUUUUCUUCUCUGGUCUCUGCACUGAAGUCCAACCCCUCCCAUCUGAGAGAACUAGACCUGCGGAGGAACAGAAAACUGUGUGACUCUGGAGUGAAGGAACUCUGUGGUUUCCUGGAGAGUCCAAACUGUAGACUGGAGGUUCUGAGAUUAAAAUGGUCCAGUUUGUCAGAGAUCAGCUGUUCUUCCCUGACCUCUGCUCUGAAGUCCAACCCCUCCCAUCUGAAAGAAAUGGACCUGAUCUGGAACCACCAGUUUGACUCUGGACUCAUUGAGCUCUGUGGUUUCCUGGAGAGUCCAAACUGUAGACUGGAGGUUCUGAGAUUGAUGAACUGCAGGUUGUCAGCAAUCAGCUGUUCUUUUCUGGUCUCAGCUCUGAUGUCCAACCCCUCCCAUCNCAGUCGUGGCUCCCAAGAAUAA
Messenger RNA from Austrofundulus limnaeus, 1170 nucleotides. RefSeq names its product NACHT, LRR and PYD domains-containing protein 12. The record is from RefSeq and is a predicted model, not a curated record. Lineage: Eukaryota; Metazoa; Chordata; Actinopteri; Cyprinodontiformes; Rivulidae. Gene Ontology annotation, molecular function: protein binding.